This is a messenger RNA of Amyelois transitella, 2503 nucleotides long. Its product is annotated as angiogenic factor with G patch and FHA domains 1. Gene Ontology annotation, molecular function: protein binding; nucleic acid binding. The transcript is spliced from 11 exons. Lineage: Eukaryota; Metazoa; Arthropoda; Insecta; Lepidoptera; Pyralidae. The record is from RefSeq and is a predicted model, not a curated record. Bases 120 to 2069 code for a protein of 649 amino acids.
GAAAAAGAACAUGUUAUGUUUGAUCUUGACAGGACUUUCUCAACGAAUCUAUUUUUUCCAAAUAAAUAAAGAAAUUGAUAAACGUACAAAUAAGAAGCACACACACAAAUACAGAUAUUAUGGAAGUAGAUACAAUUAAAGUUCAAGAAAGCAGGAAGACACCGAAGAAAAAAAUGAAUUGGAGAAAAAUCCGUUUGUCAUUGAAAUUCAGGCCUGACAUACUGAAACUCAUUCAUAAAAUGAAGAAAGCUAUUUACAGGAAGAAUAGACUUAUCGCUCAACUCAAAUCUCAACUAAAUUUACUGAUAAAACCUCAUAGUGAAAACAGAACACAAACUGAUUCAAAGCAUGAAGCACAGGACAUCACUAACCCAGAUAAACCCAAUGAAUUGUCCAAAGACAUUUCAGUUGAUAUAAACAAGCAGGAAAAAGGAUGGAAAACUGAAAAUUCUGGGGAGAAAGAGAAGAGCAUAGCGGAUCAAGUCAAAGAAGCAGCGCAAAGUGUUUUACAGCAGUCUGGCAUGGUCUACGUGGAAUCUGCUGGCAUGUACUAUGAUUACAAGACUGGUUACUACUACAAUUCUGAGUUAGGCCUAUAUUAUCACACUGAUACUGGCUGCUACUACUACUAUUCGGAUGACAAACAGUCAUUUGUGUUCCACUCAUACCCAGACCGGAGUAAAAUGGCCACCAAUGCUGCCUUCGAAGCACAUGAGAAAAGAAAAGCUAGAAAACAGAAGAGAGAGUUGAAGAAAGAAGAUGAUGUUGAAAACCUGACGAAAACAUUAUCUCAGGACAAUGGAGAGCAGCGAAGUAAGCCUAAACGUCGCAAGAUUUCAAAGAAGAAAGAAAACAAAAAAGAACCUUCUGAAAAACAUAAUAAGAUUAAUAAUGGAUCGAAGGAUUUCAAAAAUAUUGAUGAUAAUGUUAUUCAAUCAAAGGAAGUUGACAUUGAUGUUAUAUCUAAGGAAGAAGACGCUAUAUUUAAGGAUGAAGAGGUUGUGAGUAAGAAAGAGGAGGUAAUGUCUAAGGAAAACAUUGAAGAUGAAUGCAAGAAAACUGUAGAUAAGGAACAGUUAGAAGAUGGGGAAUGUAGUGAGACAGGAAGUGAAGAUGAAGACGAAAAUUCUGAAAAUACAGAAGAUUCAGAUGCCAGUACUUCAACUGCUACUGAUGAUGAUUCUGUGGCUAAACACCACCCUCCAUGCAUGCGCGUUAUAGUCCGCGAGACGAAGCUGCCCAAAUUGAAGGUGGGCAGUUUGUUCCUGGUGACAAAAGAUGGCGGCACUGUCGGCAGGGAGGGAGAACAACACACCAUUAUCAUCAGAGACACAAAUGUUUCAAGGAAUCACUUGGACUUCAAAUACGAUGCCAAGAGGAACACAUACGUAGCGACAGAUCUGGGUUCCAAGAACGGAACCAUACUCAACGGCACCAGAAUGUCGGAGAGUCAGUUAAUUAGUGAACCUUUAGAUGUGAUGCAUGGCAGCACUAUAGAGAUCGGCGAGACGAAGUUGCUCUGUCACAUACAUCCUGGAAACGACACCUGCGGACACUGCGAGCCGGGGCUCAUCAUGGCAACCCACGAGAAAGAGAAGGUAGUCGCAUACACUCGCACGUGUAGCGUCCAAAGGCAGCACCAAUUAGAACUGGCACGAUUGAAGAACAAAUACGCUCCCAAACCGCUACUUGCCAUAGAGGAGAAGGAGUAUAAUGAUAGAGCGCAGGCGAGGAGGGAGACUGUGGGCUCGUCGCAUCAUUCGGAGAAGACUUUGAGCAGUAAUAUUGACACGUUUAUAGCGCCCGAGAACAAAGGGUUCAAGCUGUUGCAGAAAAUGGGCUGGUCCAAAGGCGAGGGCCUCGGCAAGGACGGCCAAGGAGACGUCGAGCCGAUACCACUUGUCAAUAACGAAGGUAAAGCUGGUCUUGGCGCCGCGGCCCCACCUCCUGCGCCCAUCAAGUACAACGCUCUAGGAAAAGCAACCAUACAUUUAGCUAGUAGAAGUAAACUGCUAAAACCCGCCAAAGCAUUCCAAAACCAAAUGGAUGAAGACGAUGAGGACGAGUAAACUGUUUACUUGUAUGUACAGUAAGCCUCGUAAGGCUUUUACCCAUUUCUUUAUAUAUUAUAACGUCUUUUAUCCCUAAUAAAAUAGUUCAAUUUUAUUAAAGACAAGUCUAGCGUAUUUCGUAUUAAAACUGUUAAAUAUUAUAUUCAAAAGUCACACACUGUAAGUAUAUAAUUUAAAGUUUUAUUCCUGCUUUUUUAUUGAGAAGUGAUUUGUUUAUUCCAGUUAAAAUAAAUUGUAUCUACAUUAUGAUCAAAAAUAAACAGAAACUAGCUUUUUAGAAGUAAAUUAUACCGUGUGUAAUUACUUCCAAAAACCUUUGGUAUUUCUAGAAUUGACAAAAAACUAAUCAUGAAAAUCAGGAUUUUAUCAGACAAUUUAGUAUACUAAACAGCUUAUGUUCAUUUGUUUACUAUUAUACAUCUAAUACUUAU